GGGGUUUCGGGACCGAUGGCCCAGAAACCGCUGCGCCUCUUGGCUUGUGGAGAUGUUGAAGGAAAGUUUGAUGUUUUAUUCAAUCGAGUUCGAGCAAUUCAGAAGAAAAGUGGAAACUUUGACGAAAUUUCUUUGGCUCCACUCCAGAUGCUGAAUGGGAGGAGUAUAAAACUGGCAUCAAAAAAGCUCCUAUUCAGACAUACGUGCUAGGUGCCAAUAACCAGGAAACAGUAAAAUAUUUCCAAGAUGCUGAUGGGUGUGAAUUAGCUGAGAAUAUUACUUACCUGGAGCCAGUUGAGAAGAAGAGACUUAGUAGAUGAAAGUGAAAACUGAUGGAGCAAAGUCUUAAAGGCACAACCAAGGAAGAAAUUUAGAACAGUCACUAAUUUUUCCCAAAUAGCUGCUCUUUUGAAACGUUUUCCUUCAAUUGGCAGCUGUUGCCUGCAUGAAGCGGCGGAAAGGUGUCUUCACUGGAACCUCGGGGCUGCAGAUCGUGUACCUCAGUGGGACAGAGUCCUUAAAUGAGCCAGUCCCAGGCUACAGUUUUAGUCCCAAGGAUGUGUCUUCCCUGAGGACAAUGCUGUGUUCGACACCCCAGUUUAAGGGUGUUGAUAUCUUGCUCACAUCCCCAUGGCCCAAGUAUGUGGGGAACUUUGGGAAUUCUUCUGGAGAAGUGGAUACCAAAAACUGUGGCUCUGCUUUGGUCUCCAAUCUUGCCACAGGCUUGAAACCAAGGUAUCAUUUUGCUGCUUUGGAAAAGACCUAUUACGAGAGGCUUCCAUAUCGAAACCACAUCGUUCUGCAGGAAAAUGCACAGCAUGCCACCAGGUUCAUAGCACUGGCAAAUGUUGGAAAUCCAGAAAAGAAAAAGUAUCUUUAUGCAUUCAGCAUCGUUCCCAUGAAACUAAUGGAUGCAGCAGAACUGGUAAAGCAGCCUCCAGAUGUCACUGAAAACCCUUACAGGAAAUGUGGGAAGGAAGCACCAAUAGGAAAGCAAAUUCCUGCCCCUGAGGAAGAGUCGGCCUGUCAGUUUUUCUUUGAUUUAAAUGAAAAGCGGGGAAGGAAGCGUUCAUCUACAGGCAGAGAUAGCAAAUCUCCUCACCCAAAGCAGCCUCGCAAACCUCCUCAGCCUUCAGGACCCUGCUGGUUUUGUCUCGCCAGUCCUGAAGUGGAGAAGCAUUUGGUAGUCAACAUUGGCACACAUUGCUACCUUGCUCUGGCCAAAGGAGGCUUAUCUGAUGAUCAUGUCCUUAUCCUGCCCAUUGGACACUACCAGUCAGUGGUGGAGCUUUCCGCAGAGGUGGUGGAAGAGGUGGAGAAGUAUAAGGCUACAUUGAGAAAGUUUUUUAAGAGUCGAGGGAAACGAUGUAUUCUAUUUGAGAGAAAUUAUAAGAGCCAUCACCUCCAGCUACAGGUUGUUCCUGUGCCACUCAGCCGCUGUGCUACUGAUGACAUUAAAGACGCCUUCAUUACCCAGGCACAAGAGCAGCAGAUAGAGCUGUUGGAAAUCCCAGAGCACUCUGACAUCAAGCAGAUUGCACAGCCAGGAGCAGCAUAUUUUUAUGUUGAACUUGACACAGGAGAGAAGCUUUUCCACAGAAUUAAAAAGAAUUUUCCUUUGCAGUUUGGAAGGGAGGUCCUGGCAAGUGAAGCCAUCCUUAAUAUUCCUGACAAGUCUGACUGGAGGCAGUGUCAGAUCAGCAAGGAAGAGGAGGAGACCCUGGCUCGCCGUUUCCGCAAAGACUUUGAGCCUUUUGACUUCACUGUGGAUGACUAAGCAAAGGGACAGGCACUUGAUGAACUUCACAGGAAGUAGUAGCAGCCUGUGUUUUAAAGAAACUAAUCUCCCAUGGGGACUGUUUCCAUGCCUCUUUUUGGUGCAUUCCCAUGGAACCUGUCUGCAACAAGAGGCCUAAGAUGGAAUAUUUUUCA
Messenger RNA from Pipistrellus kuhlii (Kuhl's pipistrelle), 1932 nucleotides. RefSeq names its product CWF19 like cell cycle control factor 1 (gene CWF19L1). Gene Ontology annotation, biological process: mRNA splicing, via spliceosome. The transcript has 15 exons. NCBI's taxonomy places the organism in Eukaryota, Metazoa, Chordata, Mammalia, Chiroptera, Vespertilionidae. Gene Ontology annotation, cellular component: post-mRNA release spliceosomal complex. Gene Ontology annotation, molecular function: RNA lariat debranching enzyme activator activity. The record is from RefSeq and is a predicted model, not a curated record. The coding region runs from base 446 to 1777 and encodes 443 amino acids.